Halichondria panicea is the source of this 1726-nucleotide messenger RNA. Its product is annotated as splicing factor 3B subunit 4-like. Gene Ontology annotation, molecular function: RNA binding. The record is from RefSeq and is a predicted model, not a curated record. Lineage: Eukaryota; Metazoa; Porifera; Demospongiae; Suberitida; Halichondriidae. Gene Ontology annotation, cellular component: U12-type spliceosomal complex; U2 snRNP; nucleolus. The transcript is spliced from 9 exons. Bases 154 to 1644 code for a protein of 496 amino acids. Gene Ontology annotation, biological process: positive regulation of mRNA splicing, via spliceosome.
UUCGAUCUUCAACCGAUUGCUUUACCCACUGGCCCACCAACGACCUUCCUACCCAAUAGUCUGGCCACGCCCUCCCCAAUUCAUCCUCACUUACAAAUUGUUGCGCACCCUCCAUGUGCUGUAGACGUUUGCUCCUCUUAGAAUUAUAAAGGCAUGGCUGCUGGACCAAUUCAAGAAAGGAAUCAGGACGCCACUGUGUACGUGGGUGGCCUGGAUGACAAGGUGACUGAACCUACUCUAUGGGAACUCUUUCUCCAGGCUGGUCCUGUUGUGAACGUGCACAUGCCUAAAGAUAGGAUCACAAUGUCGCAUCAGAGCUACGGGUUCGUAGAGUUCAUGAGCGAAGAAGAUGCUGACUAUGCAAUAAAGAUCAUGAAUAUGAUAAAGCUGUAUGGAAAACCCAUCAGAGUGAACAAGGCUGCUUCAAAUAUGAAAAGCCUGGACGUUGGUGCCAAUGUCUUCAUUGGGAAUCUUGAUCCUGAGAUUGAUGAGAAACUUUUGUACGACAUAUUCAGUGCAUUUGGGGUUAUCCUGCAAACUCCAAAGAUUAUGAGAGAUCCGGACACUGGAAACUCUAAGGGAUUUGCUUUCAUCAACUUUGCCAGUUUUGAUGCGAGUGAUGCUGCAAUGGACGCCAUGAAUGGCCAGCAUUUGUGUAACAGAAUCAUCAGUGUCUCGUACGCAUUUAAAAAGGACACCAAAGGAGAAAGACAUGGCUCUGCUGCAGAGAGAAUGCUUGCUGCUCAGAACCCUCUUGCUCAGAUGGACAGGCCUCACCAGAUGUUUGCCGAUGCCCCACCCAUCAGGCCUGGAAUGUCGGUAAUGCCAACGAUGCAGGCUCCUCCAGCUUUCAUGCCAAUGCAUCCUGGAAUGGGUGGAAUGGCUGGAAUGGGGCCUCCACCAAUGAUGGGCGGACCUCCUCCCGGUGGACACUACCCUCCACCGCAUGGCCACCCACAUGGUCACCCACCACCGAUGAUGAUGAUGAUGAUGGGUGGACCACCCCCCCACCCCAUGAUGCCACCUCCUCCACAGGGACUCCUACCACCCCCACCACAGCAAGCACCACGCCCACCUCUUCUCAACAACCCUCAGGCACAGGCACACUCAGGGGAGCAGCAACAACAACGCCCCUCACUACUUGCUCCACCCGCUGGUCAGGUCCCAGAAGGUCAGGCUCCACAAGUUCCACCAUCCUCACAGCCACCCCCUCAAUCGGAACAGAUGUCCAGCAACGCUCCUCCUCCUCUUCUGCAAGCACCAAUUUCACAGCCUUCCGGUCCACCAAUGCAGCCACCACCUCCACAGCAUCACCUUCCACAAGGACCACCCCCUCACCCUCCACAAGGUCCACCUCCACCACAAGGUCCACCUCCACAAGGUGUACCCCCUCAUCCUCCACAAGGUCAACCCCCUCACCCUCCACAAGGUCAACCGAUGCCGGGUCAACAUCCACAAGGUUUCCCUCCUGGACCCCCUCCGUGGUUCCGCCCCCCACCUCCACCACAGCACAUGAUGCCUCCACCCCCGCCUCACAUGAUGCCCCCAGACGGCCAAUUCAUGCGCCCACCCUUCCCCCCAAGGGGCAUGCCACCUCCUCCCCCUGGGCAACCCUUCCCUGGACAUGGUGGACCUCCACAAUAACUCUAUUGUACAUAACAGAUAAUGUGUUUUUCUCUAUUCUAUUUGUGCAACAAUAAUUCUUAUUUUAGCAUUAAAUUUCAGA